Serpula lacrymans var. lacrymans S7.9 is the source of this 1334-nucleotide messenger RNA. RefSeq lists its product as uncharacterized. The coding region runs from base 30 to 1253 and encodes 407 amino acids. The transcript is spliced from 15 exons. The record is from RefSeq and is a predicted model, not a curated record. Lineage: Eukaryota; Fungi; Basidiomycota; Agaricomycetes; Boletales; Serpulaceae.
CUAUCAUUUCAUCUGAAUCCUGGCAGAUCAUGCACGCCAAUCUUUACUCCCGCCUCGCCCAAGGAAGCACUCAAGCACUAUCAACAGUCGCAGCAUAUCAAGCAAAUUAUCUCGCUACUGGCUUCUGGGGGCUUCUCGUUUCCUCCAUGUUUGAUCGCCCCUACUUUAUUCAUUGUGCGGAACUGAUUUUCUUCAAGAUUGCUAGGAUGCUCCUACGUACAAUCUUACAAUUAUUUCCACAACUACAACGACAGGUGGUAUUUGAAAACAAUAGUAAUAAUCAUGUUUAUCAUCUGCACGAUGUCGUGGGCUUUUUUUGCGAAGACAUCUUAUUUCUAUCUAGUAAUACUUGCUAUCACUUUUCUACUCUUAUACUAAAAAAUUAUUUCAGAUACAAAAUUAUGACGACCCAUCCGAUCUGUCUGCCCUGCUAUGGUACUUGGACUUUUCCAACGUGGUCUCUUACUAAAAUUAUCUGUAUUAGGGAGUAUAGUGCAGAGACUGCGGUGGCAUAUGUGAUCCAAACUCUUGCACAGCUUUUCUUCGCGCACCAAAUUUAUUCUGUCAGCAGCAAGAAAUGGAGCUGGAUGGUAGCAUCCUUGAUAGUUCUGCUCGCGUUCACGGGACUCGUCUGCGGGUUGGCGUUGACGGUGCUCUUGGCAACACAUACCGCCCUUGAUUAUGCCGAAACCAGACCAAUCGUCAUAUUGGCCGAUGUCUGUAUGGUCAUUCCAACCGCUUGUGACGUAACUGCAACAAUUGCGAUGUGGUACUUCCUUGACUUAGCUGGAAGAGGCGGAAACAAGAUGAAAUAUACCAUCAAGUCCCUAAAAUUCUUGGUCCUCAACCGUGGCCUACUUCUUGUAUCGAUGCAAUGUGCCAUGCUCAUAUUGUGGAUUGUGGCGGAGGAUGCUUGGUAUUGGUUACCUUUCCACAUGAACAUGGUCAAUAUAUACUUUAACACUACUUUGGUGAUGUUAAAUGAGCGGAUCAGCAUACGAGAGAAGGAGGAGAGGAUCAAUGCAGUGUCUUUCCAGGUGGCCAGUCACAACUCGUUCUCGCUGCGAUUUAAUCCCGUGAAUUCUUAUUUGCCGCAAAAUAUGACACAACUUGAAACCACGGAGAGAAGUCACGCUAGUGACCAAUCGAGCGCUUCAAGCUUCGUCCCUGGAGUCGAAGUAUCCGAGUCCACUCUUGAGGUACAUGAGAGCCAUGCGAUAGCCGGAAGGCGGGUGUCCUCGAAGGAAACUUGAUCUUUGCUCGUGUAACAUGUGUGCAGCUUCUCUUUUGUAAGUUAGAUGAAUAUAUAUAUAUAACAGACUGGCGAAUUUUUA